UCCCUGAGUAAUUGUCUGUCUGCCCAUGUUGCAGCGGAAACGCUUCAGUCACCUUCGCCAGUGAAGGUUGGUCCGCUCUCCGUCAGCGGAGGAGGGAGGGUCAACAUGGCGUCCGAGGAGGAGAGCUCCAAUGGCCCCGUGAAGAAGACCAUGCGUGAGAAGGCUAUAGAGAGGCGCAACGUCAACAAGGAGCACAACAGCAACUUCAAAGCGGGAUAUGUACCCAUCGAAGAAGAACGUCUUCAUAAGACUGGGCUGAGGGGACGCAAGGGAAACAUGGCUGUUUGCAUCAUUGUGCUCCUCUUCCUGCUCGCCUUAAUCAAUCUCAUUAUCACGCUGGUAAUAUGGACGGUGAUCCGAAUUGGCCCGAACGGCUGCGACAGCAUGGAGUUCCACGAGAGCGGCCUGCUGCGCUUCAAACAGAAGGCCGACAUGGGGAUUGUUCAUCCUUUGCACAAGAGCACGGUCGGCGGCCGCAGAGACCAGGACCUGGUCAUCGUGGGCAACAACAACCCGGUUGUGUUCCAGCAAGGCAACACAAAGCUGAGCGUGGAAAAGGACAAGACCUCCGUCGUCAGCGACGUCGGCAUAUCCUUCACAGACCCUCGGACGCAGACAACUUUCUUCAGCACAGACUUUGAAAACCACGAGUUCCACCUGCCCAAAGGAGUCAAAGUCCUCAGUGUUAAAAAAGCGUCCACUGAACGGAUCACCAGCAGCGCAUCAUCUGAUCUGAACAUCAAGGGAGACACUAAGGCCAUCAUUCGCGGUAAUGAGGGAGUGAACAUCAUGGGCCGCACUGUGGAGUUUAAAAUGGGUGGAGACAUUGAGCUUAGAGCUGAGAACAGCAUCGUCCUCAACGGGUCAGUAAUGUUCAACGCCACACGCAUUCCCAGCUCCACAGACCUGACGUUCAACGACGGCCUGGAGAGGUACAAGCUCUGCAUGUGCGAAGAUGGGACUCUGUUCCGCGUACUGGUGAAGUUUCCCAACAUGGGCUGCCAGAUCUCAGACAACCCGUGUGGGAAAGCUCACUAGCGCCGCCGUUCCAUCCGCCUGCAGUCGGCCGACUGUGAAAUCAGACAAGCCUCUUUCGAAAAUGCGCAUUUUGGACUGAGUUCAGUUUAAAUUUGAGUUAAACUUGGCGGUUAAGGUGUGUCGUUUCUUUACAUUUUAUUACAAAUCUACCCAAAGACAUUACUGGCGUUCAUUAAAAAAAAAAACAUUGUUUUCAUAAGACUCAUCAACCUCUAUCCUAAAUUCAGAAAACUAUUGUAAACAAUAAGUUGUUGUGCAGUUUACGCCGCAUGUUUGUAGCAGUCAGAAGCUGCUGUAUUUAUUUUCUGCUUCUCUGUCACCUCACAUCUGUUCACAAAAGGGUUUGUGUAAAAGUGUUAACUGACUCCAUCGAGACACUACAUGACGAUUAACUUUAAAAUAUGCAGAACUCAAAACUAGCCCUAGUACAUAACACAUAAUAGAGAACAUCUCUUUCUGCACAUGUUGAACUGUUUAUCAUGCACGUGCCAACGGAUUUAAAGGGAUGAAAUGUUAUUUAUAUUUUACAUAAAUUGUGAAGCUUUCCUAAUGCUAAUAGUAAGGAGUAUACGAGUUGUGCUAACAGAGCAGCGCUUUGCAAAAGUAUUCACACCUAUUGAACUUUUCACAUUUAUAGUACAUUGAUUCCCGUCCAAUUCACAAUUACGCUUUACUUUGCCUCAAGAUACAUGAAUAAAAU
Xiphophorus couchianus (Monterrey platyfish) is the source of this 1738-nucleotide messenger RNA. It is a transcript of the gene sgcb, whose product is annotated as sarcoglycan, beta (dystrophin-associated glycoprotein). The coding region runs from base 106 to 1038 and encodes 310 amino acids. Gene Ontology annotation, biological process: muscle organ development. Gene Ontology annotation, cellular component: sarcolemma; sarcoglycan complex. The record is from RefSeq and is a predicted model, not a curated record. NCBI's taxonomy places the organism in Eukaryota, Metazoa, Chordata, Actinopteri, Cyprinodontiformes, Poeciliidae. The transcript is spliced from 6 exons.